AUGCAACUAGCCCUUCAGAAAGCUGAAAAGACCAAGGUCAUAGCUUCUUGUACUAUUCCAAUUGAAACAUCUGCUCAAGAUCGAUUGGCCUACAUUUUCGGAUCGGAAGUCAAAGAGACUCACCUCCGCUUCUCCAGUAACGCAACUCCUACCAAGAAUGCAAAAGACUUGAUAAAGGUUCAAGAGGGUAAGGACCGGCAUCGUGAUUACGAGAGUGAACACUUCAUAGUCACUCAACCGCAAUUCGGAUACUCUUCCAACCCUGAGAAAGUCAAUGCUAACCGACAAAUGACCCCCUCACAAACAAAAAGUGUACGGUAUCAAUUUGAGACUCCACCUCAUGUAUUCGAAGGAAACUCUUUUGCAUGUAGAGAAGGAGUUACUACCUCAACUCCGCUCAAAAUCAAUGAGAGCAUCAAUACCACAAACUCAACACUCUUGAGACUGCAAUUUGUUGAAAACUUGGUUCAUCAAAGAAUUCUGCGUUUACCAAUUCCAGACUGUGUGUCCAUUUUGCAAGAUUCGCCCCAAGAGGCUCGAUCAAAAUUUACUCAUGAACAAGCAAGAAUUGAAUACCAAAAGAGGAGCAAGAGUGCAUCUUCCCAAUAUAUGAGAAAAGAAGCUAUAUCAGCUCCAAUUGAUGUAAAUGCUGACGAUCAAAUUGCUGAAAUCACAGAUUUACUACCCAGCUCAACAGAGACCAAUUCCCAAAAGUUCGGGCUAGAGUCCAAGAACACCACGUCUUCUAAUAUUGAUCAUGCUCUGAUCUCUAGAAAUAAACAGAAAGAAGGAUCUCCGUUGAUAGUUAUUGGGGCUGACAAAUUAAACACGAGAGAAAGAUCGCGGAGCAAAGUGAAAAGCAGACAAAAAAGAACAAGGCACUCUUUGAGAUUUCUGCAAGCGAACGAGGCUACUCAAGUCGAUUUAUCAAGUUCUGUGCCUCUCACUCAAAACUGUAGUGAGGCUAAGAUGAAGCAAAUACCCAAAGCAGGACCUGUUCGUAUGCAAAUUAUUGGAAUAUCCGCAAAACUCCCUCAGAAUCCAACUAGAAGACAAAUUGCAAACUUCUAUCGAAAACUUAUGAAAAGAUGCGCUUCUGCGUCAGAUCCGAUCAACUUUUUUGCACCCAAACCAAAUGAGUGA
Molecule: messenger RNA, 1143 nt
Organism: Australozyma saopauloensis
Lineage: Eukaryota; Fungi; Ascomycota; Pichiomycetes; Serinales; Metschnikowiaceae
Exons: 1
Coding region: 1-1143 (380 amino acids)
Source: RefSeq, a predicted model, not a curated record